AUGCUACGUUGGACGUAUAUCGGUGUAAAUACAAGUAUAGAGGGAGCGGGUGGUCAAAGUUGCAUUAAUUAUAUCACUGCGAAACGAAGAUGCUUCGAAUCUACAUGUGUUUGCAUAACAUUCUUGUAUGCUCUCUAUCGGUCGUGUCCAAGGUUUAACGUUGGAAAUCUUCAUUCUAGUCAGCAAACGAAGCUGGGACAGCUACUUCUUGUGUUACAUACUUUUGUAUUCGGUAUUGAAAUUGGCUUCAAACUUGCCACUAGCACGUUUAUAUGGAUACUAAAUCCUUGCCAUGUUAUAACCAUAUUACAGAUAUUACUCUUGGCCUCACCAUCAUCUUCACUCAGGACUUUCAUUUUUCGAGUCCACUUACAUAUGCUAAAUGGUCCUUUGUUGGCGUUGACCUUCCCGAUAUUGAACACCCGAUCCCUGCCAUUCGAACAUGCCAUCUACUUCGUACAACAUAUUUUGAUUAUCUUAAUUCCUGCUAGCUUCUUGAAUCAGAGCAGUGAAUUUUCUGUUGAACCAAUUAAUGAUUUUUCGUGGGUGACAUUUUCUCUAAGUAUACAGGUUCUGUAUCAUUUCAUAGUUCUUCAACCUAUCGCUUUGAUGACAGGAAUAAAUCUGAACAAUAUGCUAUGUCCAGCUAUAAGUGACCCAUUCCCUGGACCAAAUUAUCGUUUAUGGGCAGUCUUUCAUCAAUCUGUUAUAGUAUUAGUACUGGGAAAGAUUUUUGCUUUGUUUCUGCUCCGAUUAAAUACACAAAAGGUGCCUUGGUCAUCUCUGAAUUCCAAUAAACGUGAUCAGAAAUCUGUUAUAGAAAGAGUUCUUGAAUCUAGUUCAUCAAAUAUAUCAGGUGCCAAUAUUACCUCGCCUUGGUAUUGGCCUGAUCUAUUUCGAUGUCACACAUAUCUUGAAGCUGAUACCAAAGUCGAUGAAGCUGUAAAUAUAUCCGAUAAAGAUUUUUGA
This is a messenger RNA of Schistosoma turkestanicum, 969 nucleotides long. The record is from the annotation of a GenBank genome assembly. NCBI's taxonomy places the organism in Eukaryota, Metazoa, Platyhelminthes, Trematoda, Strigeidida, Schistosomatidae.